AUGAGACUAAAAUACCCACUGCCACGGCAGAAGAUGGCUGGAGUCGUUUACCGGAAGAAAAAUUCCAACUCUGUGGUUGUAGCUCACUCGAAGGGACCCGGCCAUAUUUUCAAGUUUACCGAGGUCGAAAUCCUCGCAAGAGGUGACAAUCGCAUGAGCCGCGAGCUGCUAGAGUCAUGGUUUACUGGCCCCCAAUUCAUCAACAAGCGCAACGACUUUGCGUUUGGCUACUGCGUACUGAUAAAUUGCCUGAGCAAGAGAAUCAGUCUAGUGGGAAGAGCCGGGCCCAGCAACAACUCAGACGACAGCGAGCAUAAUUUUCGCGCAAUUACCAAGCCCGCAUCCAACACGGAUAAGGAAAUUUUGGUAAUUAACAAGUCAAAUGCGGAGUGUCAAGACAUCACCGCACCAAUUAAGACCCCACUCGGUGACUACAGGAGAUGGACGGAUAUUUAUAGUAUGCAAGUGGACGACCGCCACGAACUAUAA
Messenger RNA from Dibothriocephalus latus, 489 nucleotides. Lineage: Eukaryota; Metazoa; Platyhelminthes; Cestoda; Diphyllobothriidea; Diphyllobothriidae. The record is from the annotation of a GenBank genome assembly.